Messenger RNA from Salvia splendens (bonfire salvia), 849 nucleotides. Its product is annotated as chitinase 2. The record is from RefSeq and is a predicted model, not a curated record. Lineage: Eukaryota; Viridiplantae; Streptophyta; Magnoliopsida; Lamiales; Lamiaceae. Gene Ontology annotation, biological process: carbohydrate metabolic process. The annotation marks the transcript as partial. Gene Ontology annotation, molecular function: hydrolase activity, hydrolyzing O-glycosyl compounds. The transcript is spliced from 2 exons.
UCCUCCUCAACCAACUAUUUGUUUCGAGAAUAUCUCGGAGCAGAAUUCAAGCAAGUGACAUUCUCCGACGUGCCUAUAAACUCGGGAGUAGAGUUCCACUACAUCCUCUCGUUCGCCAUCGACUACACAACAGCCUCGUCCUCGCCAUCCCCGACCAACGGCAAGUUCAACGUGUUCUGGGACACCGACAAUCUGAGCCCGGGCGCCGUGGCCGCCAUCAAGGCCAAGCACCCCAACGUUAAAGUCGCCCUCAGCUUGGGCGGCGACAGCGUCGGCGACGGCGAGAGCGCCUUCUUCGACCCCUCCUCGCCGGAGACAUGGAUAUCGAACGCCGUCUCAUCGCUGACGCAGAUCAUACAAGAAUACAAUCUGGACGGCAUCGACGUCGACUACGAGCAUUUCAAAACGAAACCAGACACGUUUGCGCGCUGCGUGGGGCAGCUGAUCACGACGCUGAAGAAGAACGGCGUCGUUUCGUUCGCGUCGAUCGCGCCAUUUGACGACGAGGAGGUGCAGAGGCACUACAUGGCGCUGUGGAAGGGGUACGGCGAUCUGAUUGACUACGUGAACUUUCAGUUCUACGCGUACGAUGAGGGGACGACGGUGGCGCAGUUUUUGCGGUAUUUCGACGAGCAAAGCGGCAACUACGGGGGCGGGAAGGUGCUGCCGAGCUUCAUAAGCGAUGGGAGCGGCGGGCUGGCGCCGGAUGGGGGGUUCUUCACGGCGUGUAGCAAGCUCAAGAGUGAGGGGAGGCUGUAUGGGAUCUUUGUUUGGUGCGCCGAUGAUUCUAAGGGGUUGGGAUUCAAAUAUGAGAAACAGUCACAGGCGCUUAUUUCCAUUUCACAUUAG